CCAAGCCGUGUAAGAAGCUGCAUGACCCCAACCGGCCGCCGUAAAUUCCUGAGACAGAGAGGAUACUUCAAGAACAAAAACCCAGGCUGAGCUUUGACUAAAAAAGUUCUCUGUAAUUUCCUCGCUUCUUCUUGUUGAUCCGCAGUGUCACAAAUUACCCUUUUUUUCUGUGGAGUAUUUUAAUCACUGUUUUGCCCAGUGACGGUUAACCCUCACUCUGCCGGAGGAGCAGCAGCUCAUGUAACCCCCCUCCAUGCCCAAAUUCUUCAACUCCCCCAAAGCCUCCAUCUUCUUCUCUUCACUUUCCAACCAGAGGUUUCUUCUCACCUUGCAUCCAAAACGCAUCUCAUCAUCAUCAUCAUCAUCACCACGUUCAUCCACAAGAUCCUUCAGCACUGUCCCAACCGACCAGCACAUUGCCCAUUUGAUCCUAGACCAGAAAACACCGUCCCUAGCGCUAGAAACCUUCGAAUGGGCCUCCAAGAUCCCCAAUUUCACCCACUCCCAAUCCACCUACCGCGCCCUCAUCCACAAGCUCUGUGCUUUCCGCCGCUUCGACGCCGUCCAGCAACUGCUCGACGGAAUGCCCAGCUCAAUCGGGUCGCCCCCGGAUGAAAGCAUUUUCCUCACGAUCGUCCGGGGCCUGGGCCGUGCUCGGAGGAUCCGUGAGGCCAUCAAAGUUCUUGACUUGGUGCGCAAGUUCGGCGAGGAGCCGUCCCUGAGGGUAUAUAACUCAAUCCUCGACGUUCUUGUGAAGGAAGAUAUUGAUUUGGCUAGGAAGUUUUAUAGGGAGAAGAUGAUGGAGAGUGGCGUUCAAGGGGAUGAGUACACUUUCGGGAUUUUGAUGAAGGGUCUGUGUUUGACGAAUAGGAUCGCUGAUGGUUUUAAGCUCUUGCAAGUCAUGAAGUCUGGUGUUGUCAAGCCUAAUACAGUGAUAUACAACACUUUGCUUCAUGCCCUCUGCAAGAAUGGAAAGGUCGGGCGGGCGAGGAGCUUGAUGAGUGAGAUGGAGGAGCCAAAUGACGUGACAUUUAAUAUCUUGAUAUCGGCAUACUGUAGUGAAGAGAACUUGGUUCAAGCUCUUGUCUUACUUGAGAAAAGCCUUGGCUCGGGGUUCGUCCCUGAUGUUGUUACGGUGACCAAAGUUUUGCAACUCCUUUGCAGUGUAGGCCGCGUGAUGGAAGCUGUUGACGUAUUGGAGAAAGUUGAGAACAAGGGGGGUCCUGUGGAUGUUGUGGCUUAUAAUACGUUGGUGAAGGGUUUUUGCGGAAUAGGGAAAGUGAAAGUAGGACAUUGCUUGCUCGAGGAGAUGGAGAGAAAGGGGUGCCUCCCAAAUGCAGACACAUACAAUUUGCUGAUCUCUGGCUUCUGUGAUUCUGCAAUGAUGGAUUUAGCUCUUGAUAUGUUCAAUGACAUGAAAACAGAUGGGAUUGGUUGGAAUUAUGCUACAUUUGAUGCACUGAUUCGAGGUUUAUGCUCAGGAGGGAGAACGGAUGAUGCUUUUAAGAUCUUGGAGCUCAUGGAGGAGAACAGAAGUGGCUCCGGUGGUCGUAUUGGUCCCUACAAUAGCAUAUUAUAUGGUCUAUACGAGGAAAACCGCAUGAACGAAGCAUUGGAGUUCAUGAUCAAGAUGGAGAGAUUAUUUCCUAGGGCCGUUGGUAGUUGCAUGAAAAUAUUAGGACUCUGUCUCGAGGGCAGAUCAGGGGACGCAAAGAUUGUCUAUGAUCAAAUGAUAGGGGAAGGUGGAUUCCCAAAUGUUCUUGUUUAUGGCUCCCUGAUACAUGGAUUGAGCCAAGAUGGGAAUGUGCGAGACGCAUUCGAGCUAAUGAACGAGAUGAUCGGUCUGGGAUAUUUCCCGAUCGCGUCAACAUUUAAUGCCCUAAUUAGCAGCUUUUGCCGGCACGGGAAGAUAGGGAGCGCCUUGAAGCUCAUGGAGGACGUGAUCAAGAGAGGUUGUAGGCCUAAUGCAGAGAGUUACAGACCUCUGGUUGAUGCUUUUUGCGGGAAGGGAGAACUCGACAUGGCUUUGAAGCUCUUAUUACAGAUGGUGGAAAUGGGAAUCGCCCCCGAUCAUUCCAUAUGGAACGCGUUGGUUCUUUCUUUCAGCCGAGAAUCGACGUCAUCAACAAAAGAUGGAUUCGCUUUCCUCUUUCUUUAUGAUCAUGGAGGCCCUUCCCUGGCAGAUGAGUGGGCUGGUUGAUUGUCUUUUAGGUUUGGCGUGAACCCUUUGUACUGAUUGCUCCGAGCAAUCAAUGAUGUCCUUCAAAUUUGGGAAAA
Syzygium oleosum is the source of this 2277-nucleotide messenger RNA. RefSeq names its product pentatricopeptide repeat-containing protein At2g17525, mitochondrial. The transcript has 2 exons. Gene Ontology annotation, molecular function: protein binding. NCBI's taxonomy places the organism in Eukaryota, Viridiplantae, Streptophyta, Magnoliopsida, Myrtales, Myrtaceae. Bases 254 to 2200 code for a protein of 648 amino acids. The record is from RefSeq and is a predicted model, not a curated record.